UUGGUGCAUAAAAGGAAGGGAAUUUUACUUUCUUUCUUCCAGAACAAGCAUAAAACAGCAUCACAAUAUCCGUUCAGGUCUUCACUUAGAAGCCACCGCACCAAACCAAAACCCAAAUAGUCAAAUCUCUUCUCUUUCACCCAAUCACUCUCGUAGCAAUAGCAUAGUAUCUGCAACUGUAAGCGUUCAAUACCAAUACAAUACUCACGGUCGCUAUAAUCGAAAUUACGGUGUCGUUUUCAGUUCGUUUAACCAUCAUAAACCUCAACCCCUUUUUCCUUCCAAACACCACUCUCUAAAUCUAAUCUCCAACCACAACCAACACUGAAACACGUUGUUUCUCUUCUUCCCUCGUUUUUCAAUUUCCUCCUCUCUUUUUUCGCGGGAAUCAAUAAUUUCAACUCGAUCAUCCUCGUCAAGUUUUGGUUCUUUUCUCUAAUGGGCAACUGUUGCGGCAAGUCGGAGAAAUUGACGGCGGAGAUUGUACCCCAUGACGGAGCUAAAGUGUUCCCCACCGUCCGAUUAUACGGGUCGCCGAAGAACAUUCUCGCUGCUUACAUUCGUUUCGCUCUUCUCCACAAAUCCGUUUCGUUGGACUUCGUUCCAUCCAACGAAACGGCGACGGAGCGUGUCGUAGGGUCCGACCCGGAUACCCAAGUUACGCUCCAGGUGGGAUCCGAAGUUGUUUCGGGCUCCCGCGAUACGCUCCUCCGAUUCAUAGACGACCGAUUCCCCACUCCGUCGCUUGCGGCUGCGGGUGGCGGUGGGGGUCGGGAGGAGGAAACGACGCCGUUGAUGGUUAGGGUGACACGACUGCAGCAUGAGAGCAUGCUUUGGCACGUGGAGAGGAUGGUGAGGUGGGCGGAGGAUCUGGCGACACGUGGAGGGAAGAAGGCCGUUGAUCCGUCUGUGGGGACUCCAAGGAUGGAGAUAAGGAAAUUCGCUCGGAGCUACUCGGAGCUGCUGGAAGUGUUGAUGGAACACGCGCAGAUGGAAGAGACUGUUCUAUUCCCUGUCUUUGAUAAGGCUGAUCGAGGACUCACUAAAGCUGCAAAGGAGGAACAUGCUAGGGACCUACCUCUCAUGAAUGGCAUCCAAGAAGUCAUAAAAUCCGUUGGGGUUUUGGACUCAGGGAGCCCUGAUUACCGAGAGGCUCUGUAUACCCUUUCUACUCGGCUCAAGUCAUUGCAAGGACAAUGUAAACAUCAUUUCAUGGAAGAGGAAGUGGAAUUACUUCCACUAAUGGAGGCAUUGGAGUUGAGCAAAGAGCAAGAAGAGAGUGCGCUACAGCAAUGUUUUGAUGUGAUGCAAGAAACACACGGUCGUUUGUUGAAGUUUCUUCUUGAAGGGCUUCCACCCAUUGAUGCUAUGAAGUACUUGGACUUGAUCAGCAAGUGUAGGGACAAAGAAAGAAUGGAAUCCAUUCUCCAGAUGAUAGUUAAGUGAGAUAUCUUGUCAAUGGGUUCAAUCAUUACGCACACAUGGAUGAUUUGGGAAGCUUGCUUCGCAAUAGAUGUAAAAUUAGGUUUCCGUUUUUUUUUUUGCUUUUUUUUUUUUAAGCCAGUUCUUGUGAAGGAAGCUCCCAGCACGUGUAGGCUUUGGUACUUUGCUUUUGUGGUCUGGGACAUUCUUCUUGAGCCUGUCAGCCUGGCGUUUUGAUUAGGGGAAUAGAAAGCAGUGAUAGCAUUUGGAAAAGGAGGGCGUUUUCUUCUUCUUUUUUCUUUUCCUCGCGAUAGUUUGGAUAAGGUUGUCUUGAAUAUUUUCCUUAGUUAUGUACAUCCAAGUAUAUGCACCCGAAUUUGUUCAGAACAAGCUAAUUUGUGUGUUUUGAUUGGUAAUUCGA
Gastrolobium bilobum is the source of this 1843-nucleotide messenger RNA. RefSeq lists its product as uncharacterized. The transcript has 3 exons. The record is from RefSeq and is a predicted model, not a curated record. NCBI's taxonomy places the organism in Eukaryota, Viridiplantae, Streptophyta, Magnoliopsida, Fabales, Fabaceae. The coding region runs from base 439 to 1446 and encodes 335 amino acids.